This is a messenger RNA of Cordyceps fumosorosea ARSEF 2679, 1077 nucleotides long. Its product is annotated as myo-inositol-1(or 4)-monophosphatase. Gene Ontology annotation, molecular function: 3'(2'),5'-bisphosphate nucleotidase activity. The coding region runs from base 1 to 1077 and encodes 358 amino acids. Gene Ontology annotation, biological process: sulfate assimilation. The record is from RefSeq and is a predicted model, not a curated record. NCBI's taxonomy places the organism in Eukaryota, Fungi, Ascomycota, Sordariomycetes, Hypocreales, Cordycipitaceae. The transcript has a single exon.
AUGGACAGUAAUUAUCGAAAAGAGCUGGAGAUUGCCUUUGAUGUCUUACAGAAAGCUUCAAGUCUGAGCCAGACUGUCGUUUCCGCGCAGGACAAGGCCGGAAUCGAAAAGGACGACCUGAGUCCGGUAACGGUCGCCGAUUUCGCAGUGCAAGGACUGCUGGCGGCGACGUUUAAAGAAGCGUUCCCCGACGACAAUUUUGUGGGAGAGGAGGAUGCAGGGCACUUGCGGGCAAACGAGGCGCUCCUCGAGCGCGUGUGGGAGCUGCUAAGUACGGUGCCCCGCGACGGGCUCACCAAGGUGCCGGACUCUAAAGAGGCGUUGUGCAACCUCGUUGAUCUCUGCGGAUCCGGGGUGCCGGAGACCAGACGAACAUGGGUCUUUGAUCCCAUCGACGGCACCCGGACCUACAUGAUGGGCCAGGUCUACGCGAUCAACAUUGCGCUGCUCGUCGACGGCCAGCAGAUGCUCAGCGCCGUCGGCGCCCCCAACACGUCCGUCAAUGCCCGGCGGCCGCUGAACAACCCGGACGUCGACCCUACCGACGGCGGCUGCAUCGCCUUUGCCGUCAAGGGCCGCGGCGCGUACGUGCGCCCGAUGCACGACCGCGCAGCCGCCGCCACACCGCCGCGACGACUCCCCAAGCUGCCCGCCGUGCGUCGCGUGCAGGACCUGCGCUUCGUGACCAGCCACGACAUGGCCGACUCGAUCCUCCCGGGCAUCCACGAGAAGCUGACGGCGCGGAUGGGCAUCGCCUUCCCCGGGUGCGACCUGCUGCCGUGGGUGCUGCGCUGGACCGCGCUGGCCAUGGGCCUGGGAGACACGACGGUGCAGGUGUACAAGGCGCGUGCGCGCCUUGGCAAGGUCUGGGACCACGCCGGUGCCGUGCUGCUCUUCGAGGAGACGGGUGGCCGCGUCACCGAUAUCGACGGGCGGCCGCUCGACUGGCUCGCGGGCCGCAAGUUCACGCGUAACUUUGGCUUCGUCGCGGCGCCGCCGGACAUCCAUGCGGAGGUCCUGCAGCAGGUGCACGACACGCUGCGGGAGAAUGGCCAUGCGGACAUGUUGGACGCGUAG